AUGAACGCCCCCCAAACUGCUAAAGAAUUGGCCGCACUUACCGAUGCUGGGAUCAAUGGCACCUCAUUGAAAUCAGAAGUGUCUUUACCGCCUACGGUUCUUAAAUCAAAAGACUCAUUGCACACUCAAACGUACUAUUCUGAGGUUCCAGCAGCCAUCAAAGAGUCUGGAAACCCUGUUAUACUUGGUGUUGAUGAAGCAGGACGUGGACCAGUGAUAGGACCCAUGGUUUAUGGGAUAAGUUACUGCACGAGAGAAUACCAAGACGAAGUCCUGAAAAAACGUUACGCGUUUGAUGAUUCUAAAAAACUCACAGAUUCUGUAAGGAGAGACCUGUUUCAACGCAUGUAUACUGGCGAGAUCAAUCAAGUGGGCUAUGCAACGACGUGCAUCACACCUUGCGAUAUUUCCAGCGGCAUGCUACGAUUCCCACCGGAGAAGAAUUACAACCUAAAUAGUCAGGCCCAUGAUGCGACAAUGGCACUUAUAAGAGGCGUUCUAGAACAAGAGGUUGCCAUUGAGCAUGUUUACGUGGACACAGUGGGCCCACCAGCGUCGUAUCAACAAAAACUGGAGGCUAAUUUCCCCAAUAUUAAGUUCACGGUCGCUAAGAAGGCGGACUCGCUUUUUUGCGUGGUCAGCGUGGCUAGUGUUGUUGCAAAAGUGACGCGAGACAUAUUGGUGGAUCUGCUCAAGAGCUUUCCAGAUGAAAUCAUAGGUUCGGGGUACCCUUCGGAUGGAAAAACGAGCGCGUGGUUGAAAUCGAAUAGAACCGAGCUUCUGGGUUGGCCCUCCAACAUGGUACGGUUUUCGUGGCAGACGGCGCAAACUUUACUGGACAAGAACCCGGAUGCUGUGGCUAUCGAAUGGGAGGACGACUAUAUCGGGAAGGGCUCGCAAUCGGUGUCUGCCAUGUUUUCGGCCCCACCAAAGGCCGUGACACUCGACAAUUGGUAUGGAAUUGAGUAG
Molecule: messenger RNA, 969 nt
Organism: Lachancea sp. 'fantastica'
Lineage: Eukaryota; Fungi; Ascomycota; Saccharomycetes; Saccharomycetales; Saccharomycetaceae
Source: the annotation of a GenBank genome assembly